Helianthus annuus (common sunflower) is the source of this 767-nucleotide messenger RNA. RefSeq lists its product as uncharacterized. The record is from RefSeq and is a predicted model, not a curated record. The transcript is spliced from 3 exons. Bases 63 to 767 code for a protein of 234 amino acids. NCBI's taxonomy places the organism in Eukaryota, Viridiplantae, Streptophyta, Magnoliopsida, Asterales, Asteraceae.
CAGAUAUGGCAUUGUUCAAACAUAUUCCAUAAUGUUCACAUGUAGCAUCCCAAGAUUCCCAUAUGCAGGACAUGACUGUUGCUGUUUCUGGAUCAUCUCAUGGUCCUUCUAUGUUUGCUGAAUCAUCACGCGGCCAGUUAGACGGGCCAUCGAAUCCAUACUUUGUUUUUGAUACCCCUCAGGGAACCCGUUACUGGAUUCCUAACGUCGCUGAUAAGUUCAUACCAGUGUGUGGGAAAUCUUAUCCAACUUUUGCGGAUGUUCUUUCCAUGUAUGAACUUUAUGCGUUUGAAGCAGGUUUUUCUGUAAAAAAAGGGCAAACUAAAGUCUGGAAUGGAAUUCCCACACACAAGUAUCUUCGAUGCUCAAAAUAUGGAAAACCACAACCCAAGAGGACUUUUGACACCCUAGAUGAAUCUUCUGUUAAGCACCGGAGGACCAACUUCACAUGGUGUGACUGUAAGGCAAGCAUACUAGUCUCGAUCUCGAAUGAUUCAUACACAGUUCUGAGUUUCAAUGAUAUUCAUAAUCAUGAACUUGUUGAGAGUUACAACCGUGAUCUUAGCAAGAUAUCAUGGAAGCUGUCAUUCUCCACGAAACAAUUCAUUCACAAUAUGAGUCUAAACCGUAUCGGACCAAUGAGAGCUUAUAGAUGUCUUGUAGCUUUAAAAGGAGGGCAUCACAAUGUCAAUGGGACUCCGGUGGAUUUUAAAAACUUUAGCCACCAGUUGCGAAUUUUUAUUGUUGUCUUCUGUAUUCUGGGUUGA